This is a messenger RNA of Saitoella complicata NRRL Y-17804, 1265 nucleotides long. RefSeq lists its product as uncharacterized. Bases 408 to 1265 code for a protein of 285 amino acids. The transcript has a single exon. The record is from RefSeq and is a predicted model, not a curated record. Lineage: Eukaryota; Fungi; Ascomycota; Saitoellomycetes; Saitoellales; Saitoellaceae.
GUCCGAUGAUGGCUACCCUGCUUUCAUGAUCCCACCGUAUUGUCGCCAUAUACCUGAUACGGUAGAUGACAGCCAGUCGACCAAUCCAUAGUCACUCAAUUUCCGAACGAAAAUCACUCUGUUCGUGGCAAAUUACCCUGUUUCAGGGUCGUGGCCCUGGAGAAAGCGGAGAGGACUUUGGUCGAGUGCUUAUUGGAAGCUGGUUGGACUAAGGGUCCCCCUAUCUAGGAUGGGGCUAUAAAGUCGAGGGUGGAUCGCCCACCUCGGAGGGUUCUCCUCACGUCCUGAUCGACAUCGUGGUCCUACCCUGAUCCUUUCUUUAACAACCUCCACCUUCGUUUCAGAACCUCGUCACACGACCUUGCUUUUUGCUACUUCACUCUCACACCUACACAUAUCAGAUCAGAAUGGCUCCUCAGGGUGAUGCUAUCCCCGCCGACUCGGCCCCUGCUCCCGCUAUCCCCGAUUACAUGACCGACCCCAACGCAGUCCUCAAGGAUCAGAACAUCACAUGGCGCAACAAGCGCGCUCCCGACUACACCAAAGUCAACGCCGAAUUCGAGAAGACGAAGACGACCAACCACGAGGCUGGAUCCCUCCAGUGGCUCGUCCAGAACCUCGUCAAGAACUGGGAGAAAGAGGCAUCGUACAAGACUGUCGCUUCCGAGUGGCGCACGAUCGAUCAUGAGAAGUACACUUUCCACGUGAACGGUGGCCCCGGGAUGACUGCCGAGGAUAUGUUGAGGCUCGGUACCUACAAUGCCUUGUUGGGUGAGAAGCAAGUCGAGGGUGUCUAUGAUCCCAAGAUGGAGGGAUUCCAGGGUUCCCACAAGUUGUUCAAGCGCGUCAUGCCCGUCUUCUCCUGGGAAGUCCUCGAGGUCUACUCCGGCCCUCCCGUCGUCGCCUUCAAAUGGCGUCACUGGGGCCAAAUGACCGGAAAGUACUCCACCAAGCUCCAGAACCCCCCACGAAAGGUCACCGCCGAGGCUCACGGUGGUCCGAUUGACAUCGAGGGUAUCACCGUCGCCACCGUCUCCGCUGACUUCAAGAUCGAGAAGUUGGAGACGUUCUACGAUCCCGCCGCUAUCUUCGAGCAACUCGCGCUGAGGAACGAUAUGAAGACGGAGUACUUGAACGAGGAUGGGACGCCAAUGGCGGCGGAGGAGAGUGUUACUAGUGGGAUGGAAAAGAUGAAGUUGGUUAAUGAGGCUAUGGGGAGGUGUCCUUUCAGGCCUGGAGCCGCUGAGGAUCUUGCGAAGAAGUGA